AUGCCACUUGCCAUUGGAGAUGAAAUACAAGGUUUUUUGGGCACUGAUCAAGCUGCUAGUGAGAAAAGACUCAUUCAGGUUAAUGAACAUGAUGAAAUGAGGCUUAAUGCUUAUGAGAAUGCAAGAAUAUACAAGGAAAGGACCAAAACUUAUCAUGAUAAAAACAUUGUACAUAGAAGUUUUGAGCCAAGUCAAUUAGUCUUACUCUUUAACUCAAAACUUCGCUUAUUUCCUGGAAAGCUAAAGUCUAGGUGGUCUGGACCUUUUAUGGUAAAGGAAGUUUCCCUAUUUGGUUCUAUUGAAGUGCAAGAACCUGAAUUGGGAAGAACUUUCAAGGUUAAUGGCCAAAGGUUGAAAUUAUAUCUUGGAGGAGGUGUAGAUAGGCAAAGAUCUUGUAUAUCCCUUUCAUCUCCACCAUAA
Molecule: messenger RNA, 420 nt
Organism: Abrus precatorius (Indian licorice)
Lineage: Eukaryota; Viridiplantae; Streptophyta; Magnoliopsida; Fabales; Fabaceae
Exons: 1
Coding region: 1-420 (139 amino acids)
Source: RefSeq, a predicted model, not a curated record